AAGAAAGAAAGAAGGAAAGAACUUUCUCUGCUGUGUGGAAAGUGAGAGUUGAAACAUGGCGGGAAUUUCUGUCUUUCUGUUUUCUGUUUCCUGUCUGCAAUAAAAGUCGAGAGCUGCAGCAUGUCGGACACACUGAGACGCAUCCUACUCUUCUUCAUCAUCUUCAUCAGACACUGAGACAUACAGCUCUCCGCAGCAUCAUCUUCAUCAUGUUGUUCGUGUUCUUCAUCCUCUGCAGCGCCCUGACGCCGGCUCUCUGCUGUGAUUGGCUCGAUCAACGGUUUAGUCACGUGAACAACAAAUGUCUGACUCACCUGAAGCUCAUGGGCGAUCCGCUGACUGAGGAGGAGAGUCCAGUUCCCUUUCCAUACGAUCUCUACCAAAGCAUGAGGAACACACAGGUGUUGGAGUCCCAGCUGUUGUUCAUCAGAGACAGUCUGAAGCUUAUUUCUGAUCUCUAUCACCACGGCAACCGCUCCUCCGCUGCCUGGAAUACCAACGAGGAGACCAACUUCCUGAUCACCAUCGACAGACAGAACGAGGAGCUCAACAAAUGCGUUUCGAUUGAAAAACCAGUUAAAGUCCUGCUGAGAAAAUACUACAAGAGACUGGAAAAAAGCACUCUGCACCGUACGGGGGGCGGUACUGCGUACUGGGAGCUGAUCAGGAUGGAAACUAAACGGCACCUGGACCAGUUGGAGAUGCUGGUCUCCAUCAUCACCAGCAGGAGGCGCUCUGCAGCGUCUCCACACUAACUGUCUGUUUCAUGUUCAUCAUGUUUCUCUGUGAGAACACUGAUAUUUUAUUUAUUUAU
Messenger RNA from Thunnus maccoyii (southern bluefin tuna), 814 nucleotides. Its product is annotated as interferon a3-like. Gene Ontology annotation, cellular component: extracellular region. Gene Ontology annotation, molecular function: cytokine receptor binding. The transcript has 5 exons. The record is from RefSeq and is a predicted model, not a curated record. Gene Ontology annotation, biological process: defense response. Lineage: Eukaryota; Metazoa; Chordata; Actinopteri; Scombriformes; Scombridae. Bases 210 to 755 code for a protein of 181 amino acids.